AUGGAGCAGACGGACCGGUUCCAGGUUCCUCCAGGGAACGGGGACCCGCUGGAGGCACGAACCUCGUCCUUUGAAGCCACAGACUCUAAAUCUGAAACUGUGGCUCUGAGCUACAAACCAUCCCCCUUGCAGGUGCAGAUAGAGAAGCACAGGGAUCUGGCUCGUAAAGCCUCGGUGAAAAGCAGCUCAGGGGGGAGUCCCGUGAACCAGCAGCCCAAGAAGACCGCACGCUCACGACUCGUGGUGCCGAACAAAGGAUACUCCUCCUUAGACCAGAAUCCAGACGAGACACCACUAGUGGCUCUGGACACGGACAGUGAUGAGGACUUGGACGUGUCCAGAUACUCCUCGUCUGGAUACUCCUCAGCCGAGGUGAGAUGUCUGAGGGACCAGCAAAUAAACCAGGACCUGAACAUCCAGCUGCUGAAGGACGGGUACCGACUGGACGAGAUCCCAGAUGAUGAAGACCUGGACCUAAUCCCACCCAAGUCCGUGAGUGCGACCUGUGACAUGAGGGCGGUGGUUAUUUUGCUGAUGGGUGUGUUGCUCAAAGGCUCCGUUUCCUCAUAUGAGUUUACAGCCUUCAGGAUGCAGCAGUACGACCUGGGGAAGUACAAGUACGGAUGUAGGUCCGCCCUUGUCUCCUCCGCAGCAGUGGUCUCGGCCCUCGACUCUUCUUUCAGCAGGAGGUGCGUACUGAUGGGGGCAGAGGAGGUCACCUGGAGCCUAGUGAAGGAGGCACAGACCAAUAACGCAGCGGCCAUUUUGAUUCUACUGCCAAAAAAUAUGAGCAGCAUGAGUGAGGAGGCGCGACAGAGCUUCAUGGAGGCAGAGGUGCAGCUGCUCCAGAAGGAGGUGCAGACUCCAGUCUACGUGGCUCCUGAAGAUGAUCACCUCCUUCUGAUGAGGGAGGAACUGCAGGAGAACCAGGCCUCCAAAAGCUCCUCCCUCCUUCACCAAGUCUUCAGGAGCCUCGUGACCUCCACGUCCUUUCAAGUCAUCGUCAGCAACAACGGCCCCAUUAGACCAACGAAGGAGACCACUGUGUACAGUCUGGAGGGCUGUCUCCAUGGCGCCGGCGAGGACCCACCCACCAUUGUCAUCACCGCACAUUACGACUCAUUUGGUCUGGCUCCGUGGUUGUCGUAUGGUGCUGACUCAAACGCUAGUGGAGUCACGCUGCUUCUGGAGCUGAUGAGACUCUUCAGGAAACUGUACAACGACCAGAGGAACAGGCCCCAGUUUAAUCUGCUCUUUGCUCUGACUGGAGGAGGAAAGUUCAACUUCAUAGGAACCAAACGCUGGAUUGAGGAGAACCUGGACCACGCAGAGUCCAGCCUGCUGCAAGACGUGGCCCUGGUCCUCUGCUUGGACACCCUUGGAGCCGGCCAGCAGAUGUUUGCCCACGUGUCUCGACCACCCAGACCAGAGUCUCCGCUAUGGAAGUUCACACAAGUCCUGGACGAGGUGGUCCAGUCCAGGUUCCCCUCCUGGUCUUUCUCGUCGCUCCAUAAGAAGAUAAACCUUGGAGAGUCGUCAGUGUCCUGGGAGCACGAGCGCUUCAGUGUGAGGAGGAUCUCAGCCCUCAGCCUGUCCCACCUGAGAGGAGGGGAGAGGGGGGAGAGAGAGGGGAGAGGGAGUGUCCUGGAUACCAUGUCGUCUGUCGACCUGCGCAGCCUCAGGACGAAUGGACUUAUCAUCGCUGAGGCUCUGGGACGACUCAUGUUCAACCUGUCCCACCUGGGUUCUCCUAAAGAGGUGCAACUCUUCAGAGGACAGCUGGACUGGUCGGACUCCCGGGUCUCCUCUAUACUCACCCUUCUCACUUCAGUGCCCAGACCGGCUCAGUUCUGGGACCAGGAUCCAGACCAGGCCAUGGUCCUGGACUCAGUGGAGCAGGAGUUCAGAGUCCGACUGAAGGAGGUGAAGAGGUUUGAGUUCAAGAUGGACUGGAGAGAACCUGAGAUCUCCUUCUUUGAUCAAAUGAAGCAGAACAUCAUUGUGUACAGAGUGAAACCUGCUGCCUUUGAUCUGUUUGUUGGAGGCUGUGUCGCUGUUUAUUUGGGACUGGUGUAUAUUGGCGUUCAGACCCUGGACCCUCUGUACUCUGGCCUCAAAGCUGCGGUGAAGGGUAGAACUCUGUGA
Molecule: messenger RNA, 2145 nt
Organism: Knipowitschia caucasica
Lineage: Eukaryota; Metazoa; Chordata; Actinopteri; Gobiiformes; Gobiidae
Source: the annotation of a GenBank genome assembly